Messenger RNA from Lactuca virosa, 750 nucleotides. Lineage: Eukaryota; Viridiplantae; Streptophyta; Magnoliopsida; Asterales; Asteraceae. The record is from the annotation of a GenBank genome assembly.
AUGGUGAGGGGUAUAAUACACAAGAGGAAGAAAGUAAUCGAGAUGGGAGAAAGUUGCUACGAUGACUUACUUGGAAUUUUGUUGGAAUCGAAUUCCAAGAAAAUCAAAGAAGGGGGAGUUGGAAUGAGUAUCGAAGAUGUGAUCGAAGAAUGCAAGCUAUUUUACAUUGCUGGAUCUGAAACAACCUCAAAUUUGAUUGUCUGGACCAUGGUUUGUUUGAGUUUGCAUCAAGAAUGGCAAAUUGAAGCUCGACAAGAGAUUUUACAAGUCUUUGGUACAGGAGAGCUGCAUUUCGAAGGCCUAAAGCAUCUCAAGGUUGUAACCAUGAUACUAAACGAGGUUCUUAGGCUAUACCCACCUGCAGUCAUGGUGAUACGAGCUACUGUCAAGGAGACAAAGCUAGGAGACAUGAUGAUACCUUCAGGUGUGCACAUAACGAUACCAAUAAUCCAUGUUCAUCAUGAUCGUGAAAUAUGGGGAGAAGAUGCAACAGAGUUCAAACCCCAAAGGUUCUUAGAAGGAGUAUUGAAUGCCACCAAAGGAAGUGGAUCGGGUUCUUUUUUACCAUUUACUGGCGGUCCUCGGAUUUGCAUAGGGCAAAACUUUGCCAUGAUUGAAGCAAAAGUAGCCAUAGCAAAACUUCUGCAAAGCUUUUCCUUCAAGCUUUCUUCAUCUUAUAUACAUUCUCCAUUCUGUGUGUUCACUAUUCCACCCCAGUUCGGAGCUCAUUUAAUUUUACAGAAAAUAUAA